AUGGGACGCAAGGAGAAGCAGAUUCUUCACGGUCUUUGGUUGCGUCGGGGUUGUUGUCUCAUGUAUGCAGUGGAGGCCUCAGGAGCACGGCCUGUGAACACUCAAAGGGCCCCUUACACAUUGCUAUCAUCAGACCGAUGUCAUAACAUCACACAGCGAAUGGCCAGGUUAAACAGCGGUAGCCCUGGCCUUUGCAAGGGGCAAAGGAAUGGACAGGAAGAUCUCGUCCAGUGCGAGCACCCAAUAAGACAUCCGUACGCCCUCUCGCUCCUCAAUAGGGCAAUUUCUCAAUGUGACGGAUGCUGCUACUGCACCUCGUUAAUUGGCUACCGUGGCCUUGAUUCAAACCAGGCCAUGCAGUCUCGGUCCUUUUGGGGCGUAUUCCUGCGUUACGAUCUGUCACCACCAGCUCUUCUGGGAAACCCAUUAGGCAGCCUGGAAAUUGAUAGCAAUCUGUUUAUCAGAUGA
This is a messenger RNA of Aspergillus neoniger CBS 115656, 468 nucleotides long. RefSeq lists its product as uncharacterized. Lineage: Eukaryota; Fungi; Ascomycota; Eurotiomycetes; Eurotiales; Aspergillaceae. The transcript has 2 exons. The record is from RefSeq and is a predicted model, not a curated record. Bases 1 to 468 code for a protein of 155 amino acids.